Fusarium verticillioides 7600 is the source of this 456-nucleotide messenger RNA. RefSeq lists its product as hypothetical. Bases 1 to 456 code for a protein of 151 amino acids. The transcript has a single exon. The record is from RefSeq and is a predicted model, not a curated record. Lineage: Eukaryota; Fungi; Ascomycota; Sordariomycetes; Hypocreales; Nectriaceae.
AUGAAGAACUCCCUGACCAACCAGAGGCCACGAACCAAUCUUACCCUCGAUUUCGAACAAGACCAUGCCCUGUCAACUGUCCCAGCACCAUUGUCCGCUCACGAAUCAAUUGGUGAUCUUAUUUUCAGCUUGUUGACUUUGGCCAAGUUUCACCAAACCAGAAUCAUCCUUUCGGUCGGGCUGAUUCCGGUAGCAUCCGACAGCCGAAGAUCGUCUUCUUGGUCGAUCAUGUCCAUCAUGCUGUCAAGCAGCGAAUGGCGCACUGUUCGCAAGAUUCUCAUCAGAUUACAGAUCAGCCAUCACGAGAGACCAACGGUAACAAGCCAUUCACAUGCGCUGCAUGGAUCUACAGAGCGGACAUGUUCGUGUCAACAACCGACAUAUCAAUUCUCAACGCUGAUAGGAUGCUCGGUGAUGGCCUUCCUCACAGCCUCCCACAUCCAGCUGACAUGUUGA